Messenger RNA from Plectropomus leopardus (leopard coralgrouper), 4240 nucleotides. NCBI's taxonomy places the organism in Eukaryota, Metazoa, Chordata, Actinopteri, Perciformes, Serranidae. The record is from RefSeq and is a predicted model, not a curated record.
GUUAGGUCCUGGAGACGUUGCAGGCCCCUGUGGAUAAGCAGUCCUUUGAUAUGAGAUGCAUUACUAUGGGCUCUGGAAUGAGUUGUGUUUUCCUGUCAGAGAGUCUGAGCCAGGGUCUGGCAUUGUCCCUGAAGAUGGAAAUGGGAAACCCAAAGCGCUUGUUCGUUACACCACCCAAAACCGCGCAGCCGGUCAGCUCCAACAGAAAGUCUCCCUGGCAACAUGCAGAAGGCAGGACCAGAAACUAUGUCUCACCCAUUCCCGCCAAGCUGUCCAGCCCACAAAAACAGGACAAGGAGAGCCCAGUAUCUAACAGGCCGUUGUCACGAGGGUCCUCUCCAAGCCCAAGACCCCGUCGCAGGUUCAGUCGCACUUCACCUUCAGAUCCUGGAACUCCAGACGUAAUUAUUGAGGAGCUGUUAGACGAGGGACGAGAGAAUGCCCCUCCUCCCACCGGCCCUGAGCUGGCUAAUGACAGCUGGAGAAUCCACAGGAAAUGGAAAAAUCAGUCGUCUGGCAACAGGAGAAUCGUCACCCAGUGGGUGGUGGUGACCCAUGUUGUGAACCCAAGUCACUUCUACAUUAGGUAUGUGGCCGAGAAAAGAGAGAGCGAGAGCCUGUCGAAGAGGAUCAACAACUUCUGCUUUGGAGACGGUUGUUCCUUCACUUCCAAGGACACGGUGGAGACUGGCUCCACAAUCUUUGUCAAGUGGAAGGAGGCGCUCUGGUGUCGGGCCACUGUGGUCGAAGUCUUGCAGGACGGAUGUGUGGAGGCUGUGAAAGUCUGCCCAGUCACACAGCUGGCCAGUAUUCAAGUCUUCUUCAUUGACUAUGGCCUCACCAAAAACCUCACCAUACAGAGUAAUGAGGAGACCACUGAGUCGUCACUGAAGGCCGUGAACAGCCACCUGAGGAAGGUCGGUGAGACGGAGAAUGUGGAGCUGGGUCAUUAUGCUCCUCAGGCCAUCAGAUGUUCACUCAAGGACCUGGUGCCCUAUGAUCCCACGAAGGGUUGGAGUGAAAAUGCGCAGAUUGAAUUUCAGAGGAUGGUUGGCUCUGCUGUAGUGGAGAUGCGGCCUUUGGGUCAGGACAGAGACUCCUUACUGGUGGACCUGAGGAAAGCACCAGUGGACCAGUCCAGUCAUGUGCCCAUCUCUGUCAGACAGCACCUCGUUUUGAUUGAAGUGGCCAGAUUUUAUUCUCCAGUGACGCUGGGCAGGAGGCCCCUGCUGUACUACCCUCCUGAGUACCCCAAGAUAAACUCAGAGGUCAUCGCUGUUGUGUCCCACAUCAAUAACCCUGCUGACUUCUAUGUCCAACUGGUUGAUAACAUGGAGUCCUUGUUGCUCUCAGCCAAGCUCCAGGAUUGUUACAAUGGGACGACAGUGACUGGAGAAGAUGACCUCAAAAUCUACUGCCCUGAGAAAGAACAGGCCUGUGUUGCCCGCUAUGAGGACAAGUGGUACAGAGCUCAGGUCAUAGGUCAUCCAGGGGGCAGAAAAGUGGAGGUGCGUUAUGUUGACUUCGGAAAUAAGAAAAUCUUGUCGGUCAGCGACUUGAGGAAGAUAAAGGACGAGUUCUUUGCCCUUCCUUCCAUGGCAAUCCCGUGCUGUUUGUCAGAUGUGAUUCCUCUGGAUGGAGAGACCUGGAGUGACGCCUGCACCAACAGAUUCAUCAGCCUGGCUCACCAGAAACUGGUCACUAUUGUUGCUACAGAAAGAGUCCCCAAGACCAUGCCUCUGCCGGUGAAACUGUUCGAGAGCGGCCUGAACGGGCCACAAGCCAACAUCGCUGAGCUGCUGGUCAAAGAGGAGCUGGCCUCCUUUAAAGAGGGACUUCAGUCCAAGGACGCCAGGCCCUCUGUCGAUGAUUCUGUCGUAUGGGACCCCCCACUCGAGCUUGGCUUCGCAACGAAUGGCGUGGAUAACCCGGACCAGAAAAUUCUGGGAGAGCAGAGUGAGGAGCAGCUGGAGUUUCAGCCUCAGCUGAAGUUAUCUGAUCAACUAAAAGACCUGAAAGUCAGAGUCAGUCACGUCAACUCACCGAGCAGCUUCUACGUCCAGUUUACCCAGUAUGACUCUCAACUCAAAAGGAUUUGCGAGCUGUUGAAGAAGGAGUGUGCACUAAUGGAGCCACAGGAUGUGGUGUGGAAGGCGGACAUGUAUUGUGCUGCUCUCAUUAACGGGGUUUGGGAGAGAGGACAGAUCUGCUCUGACGUCUUAUCCAACAACAUUGCAGAGGUGAUGCGCUGUGACCAUGGCAAGACGGUGAAGCUCGAUAUCAGCAACUUGCGGCCACUGCCUUCCUCCUUAACAGGCUCUCUGGCACUGGAGUGCACUCUCACCGACAUAAGGCCAGCAGGAGGCCGUUCCACCUGGACGGCGACAGCCUGCGACUCGUUUUCGUAUUACCUGACCGGAGCCUCGGCUGUUGUGACCAUUAAGGAGCUGACAGAUGAGUGCCCAGUGCCUGUCACUCUGUUCUGCUCCAACAGUAUGGGACAGUUUGUCAGCAUUGCAGACUUUCUGACCAGCGAGGGUCUCGCCCUCAGGGAGAGAAAGCCAAGAGAUGCUGUCAUUGAAAAACCCAAAGAAACGGAUGCGCAGUCUCCAGUGAGCGAGGCACAGACAAAAACCUCACAAUCAACAACCCCUCCUCUCAUUCCUUUCCCCUCCCCAUCCCUCGUCAUCUCUCCCUCUCCUCCAAAACCAACCCCACGCACCAUAAUGUCUGCUGAGAAGGUAAAGACUCAGCCUUACCGUCCCCCGGAGCUGCCGUGCCUCGGUCACAUCCAGGUCAUUGUUUCUGCCAUCGGAGAGGACGGCCUCAUUUACACCAGAACACAGAAUGCAGAGUGUCACCUGGAGCAGCUUACAGAGAGGAUUCAGCAGAGCAUGAAGACUUUGCCCAGGCAGAGGCCCUACACCUGGAAGUCGGUCAUGGGCUGCGCCGUCAUCGGACCUGAUAUGUUUUGGUAUCGCGGGCAGCUGCUGGAGGUGCUGGGCGGACACGUUAAGGUACAAUAUGUGGACUACGGCCUGGUGGAGAACAUCCCAGUGGUCCAUGUGUACCCGAUGCUGCUGUGUGACGAUGUUCCUCAGCUCUGCAUGCCCUGCCAGCUGCACGGCAUCACCCCGGUUGGCGGGAAGUGGCAGAAGGAUGGAGUGGCUUUGCUGAAGAAUUUGUUGAUGAACCGCCGCGUGGACAUGCAAGUCAUGGAGUUGCCGACUGACCCGAGGGACACCCUGACGGUUGAGCUCUUCCUGGACGGGAUGAGUCUCAGCAGGAUCCUGUGUCACCACGAACAUGCCUCUAUGGACCAGACCGUCCCGGCACAGAGGGGACCCUCAGUGAUGUCUCCUGCCCUCCUGGAUGACUGGGACAUUGACACUAAGGAUCUGAAGGGCCCAGAGGAGCCGAUGCUCGGGCCCUUUAUCUACCCGAACCUGCCACAGGAGGGAGAGAAGUUUCAAGUCAGAGUAAAGCACCUGUGGACCCCCAAUGAGCUCUUCCUGUGGCCUUUGGAGGGAAUAGCCGAUGUGGAGGUGGAUGGAGAGACUCUGGAUGAGGCUCUGACCAGAAUCAAUGCGGACAUUUGCAGUCUGCAACCACUCACCAACUUUCGUCAUGGCUGUCCGUGUCUGGCCGAGUACAGUGACGGGAUGUUCUACCGGGCCAAACUGAUCAAGUUCAACAGCGUGGAGCCCGUCAUCAUCCUGGUGCAACACGUCGACUUUGGCUCGGACGACACUCUGCCCCCCAGCAAGCUGCGUCAGAUGCCGGCUGAGCUGCUGCGGUUUCCGUCGCGGGCCCUCAAGGUCAAAGUCGGCGGCUUCAGGGCUCCGAGUGUCAACAGGCAGGAAGACGUGCUGCCCUACAGCCCCGGGUGGAGCGUGAAGGCUGCGAUGGACAUGAUCGACCUGCUGCACAACAACAUCACAGCCUCUGUUGUGGCCCGCGAACCAGAGCUCACCGUGCUGCUGUACAACGAGGACGACGAGUUGGUUCAUCUGCCGCUGGUGAGCAGCGGACUGGCUGAGCUCGAGUGAAGCAGAGCGGAGACGGCCUCAGAAACCCACAGGCUGCAGUUCAUGUUUACUCGCAGACGUCCUGUUUUGUUUCCAUCUUGAUUUCACUCUGUUGUUCUGUUUGACUGCUGUUCUUUGCUUUUACGUGUUGCAGAAAACUUGCAUUAGUUUUUACUUUCACAGUGAUCCUGUAGAGCAGUGAUUCGUUUAAA